AAAACGAUACUUCUUAAAGCAUUAGGCGCAGAGAAUGAAAUUAAACCUUACCGUCGUUCAUAACGACAAUCGUCACGGCUUAUUACGGACGCGUCAACUCGAUUCUUUUGCAUAUUGUAAUGCUCCUGCAAGAAGUACGCAUGUUUUUAUAACGCGAAGAUCGAAUCGAAUUAUUCGAUUUUGGAAAUCGUAAUUCGAAAGUCGAUAUUAAAUAUAAUUGUUUUUUUAUUAUUAUUAAUCUAAAUGAAAAUAUUAAAGUACUCAUUAAUACUAAUUUAAAUUACGAGCAAACGUAUUGUGCGUUUAUUUUUUAAAUACAUAAUAGAGUUGUGUAUGUAUCUGGAUUUUUUUUAAAUAUCCUUACAACACAGAUCAGUGACUUCUUAUAGUGUUAGACAGUGACUAAUAGAAGAGAGAUUCAAAAUGAAUGGAGCUGUAGAAAACACAUACAACAUAUCGAUCGUGGAUUCGUAUCGGAAAUUCAUGGAGAGAAACAGUGAUCCGCGGACAGAAAACUGGUGGUUAAUGUCCGGCCCGGGACCUCUUCUCACUCUGCUGGCGACAUACGUCUACUUCUGCACAUCAGUGGGACCUCGCUACAUGAGAGACCGGAAGCCUUAUGACUUGAAGAACCCAAUAAUACUGUACAAUGUAGUCCAAAUUCUGAUGAGUGCUUACUUGGUCUACGAGGGUCUCAUAGCGGGAUGGUGGAAUGACUACAAUUUUUCCUGUGAACCAGUCAAUUACAGUGAUGACCCAAAGGCCAAGAGGAUGGCCGCAGCAGUCUGGUGGUAUUUCGCGGCAAAAAUAAGCGAACUCCUCGACACGGUGUUCUUCGUUCUUCGAAAGAAAAACAGGCAGAUUUCCUUUCUACAUUUAUACCACCAUUUUAUGAUGCCCAUUUGCGCUUGGAUCGGUGCAAAGUUCUUGCCAGGUGGACAUGGCACCCUACUCGGAGUUAUCAACUCUUUCAUCCACAUCAUCAUGUACACUUACUACCUCAUCUCUGGUCUCGGUCCACAAUACCAGAAGUUCUUGUGGUGGAAGAAGCAUCUUACAACAUUGCAAUUGAUCCAGUUCUGCAUAAUCUUCUAUCACAACUUCACCGUGAUGUUCAGAGACUGCAACUAUCCCAAGUUCAUCAACUUCCUUCUCUCUUUGAACGCUGCACUCUUCUUGUACAUGUUCGGAAACUUCUACUACAGAAAUUACAUCAAGCCUAAGCUGCAAAUCAACAAAACGCAACCUACCGAAAUUUCUGCCAACGGAAAAGCGAAAGAGUGCUAGUUAAAAGACUUUGUGGGCUUAUUUUACAAUCGCUAUUAGGAAAAAAACUACUAUAAGCAUGUUUAUUCUCAAUUUUACGUUAACCAAUUUUUGCUCAAUAAUCGAAAUUCGGCUAUUAUCUAAUUCAGUUUAUGUAAUAUAUUUUCUUUUUUGUUUUACUAUUGAAACUUUGAAGUGAAUAACAGAAUAUUCCUAAUUAUUAUUUCUAUAGCGCCAACGGUCAACAAAAGCUAAAGAAAAAAAUUAGUUAACCAACAAAAAAGAAAAUGGCACUAAAUGUUUUUGGUCUUCCAAUUUAUAUCCGAAUGUUAUAUAGUUAACAAAAAAUUCGUGACUGUUUUUUUACGAAUACUAUAUAUAUAUAGAAAAUGAUAAAUACUCUAAAUAGAUAUAUCGUUAGUACUCAAAAUAUAGUUUAAAUACUUAAAAUAGUUCAUCACAUAUACUUAGCUAAAAUUUAGCAGAUGCCUAAUUAAUAGUCAUAAUGUGUGCCACUCAAUAUCAAGCCUUUUGAUUUCCAGCACAAUUUUAGAGCAUAUAUUUUUGCUAUAAAGAUAAUAAAAUGUCAAUAAUGGCGUUCAUAAUAUAAAAUCAUAAUAUGAAGUUCAUACGAGUGGUAAAAGGUAAUUUGGCUUAAGCGAUAUUUCCCUUAAUACGUGACAUUUUUCAUUGUAAUCAAAGGUGCGUUUUAUUUGGCAUUAGCAUCAACAGUGAACUUCAAUUAAGUUUUCUCCAUUGAAAUAUCUGAAGUUUUUUUUUUUGCUAUGAUAUUUUUUUUCAAAUUUUAAACUUUAUGUGGCUUCUACAUAUAGGUACUUUAAAGUUGCAAAAAUGUCACUUAUACCAAAUAUUAUUCUUUCACCCCUCGAUAUUACUUUGAUAGUUUUCAAAUUACUAGGUUAGUCUAGAAUAAUUUUGAAAGUACAAACUUAGGCAUGUGAUAUGUGUCAAGUUCCUAUUGGCACGGAGUUAAUGGUGAUAUUUAAUUCUUUCCUCCAAAUUUGUAAAUCAAGCCUUUUGUUUAGUAUUGGUAAUGGAAUGCAAAGAAUCAGAAUUUCGAUAUAAAAUAAUAGUUAUUCCAAUUGUUUUUUUUGAACACUGUAAAUCUUUCACGACUAUUGCUAGUUAACAUUCUAAUGCGCAACCGGGUUUUCUCAAUUUUCAUUUCAUUGACUGUGAAAGCCAUUAUGUAUCACAGCAUUUUCUUUUUUUUCGGCCUAAUAUUUUUUUGCUAAUCUGUCCUUAUGUUAUUUCUAGCUGAACGUCACCUCUGAUAACGAGUGACAGAAAUCAGUUCCAAUGACUUAAAGAACGUCCUACUACCAGUAAUUACGCAAAUUAUAAUUUUGCUGAUGUCAUUUUUAUUACACGAUGUUAUUCUUUCACCGUGGAAGUCAAUCGUGAACAUUUGUUAAAUACAUAUUCUGGAGUGCCAGGGUCGUAUAACUGAUUCUUCUGUUAAUAGCCGCCCAGACUAUUAUCAUUAAGAUUAUGCGACCUGAAAAUGUUGAAUCUGCGACGUCUUCAAUGAGAAUCGCGCGUGAUACCGAUUAGGUUUUCUUUUACCUACACAUGUGCAAGUCUAGACGGACUACCCUGGCUUCACCAUGGCUGGUGGGUGAACUCACGGGGCUCAGCCUGAAUGGAUUUGCUGUCUGCCUUAGCUAAAACAGUCCUUGGUUGAAUUUUCUACCAUCCACUGAGGAUAUUCGGUGAGGAACAAAGUCGGUUGUAUCUGUGGGUUAAGUUCCACGUUGAACUUUUUGUCGCAUUUGACGAGUUCAAAGAGAACGGUGACUGGCACUUGAAAGGCCUAAAAGUACCGUAGUUACCUAGUCUCGAAAAAGCGUUCUGACGCUGUUUUCGGGUAUUUAUAAAUCGGUUCGAAAUCUAAGUCGUUGUGAAGGUCUACAUUCCUCACAUAUCAUGGCGCUUCGACGGCUGUCCUGUAAAAACGGGAUUCUAUUACUUGUAGGGUGUUAAUGUGAGGGCGGGCCGAGUGAGCAAACACUACACUUGCACAAGUCAUUACCGCACAUAUGCAAGUUUUGUAGAGUUUCACAUUAUUGCGAAUGGACUAUUUUCUAUGGAGUCUACCGAAUAUUAACGCGGCUUGGUUGCGUACUGACUUAGUGUGGGGACCGAAUGUCAUCCUUCUAUCCAAGGUAAAAUCUAGGAAGUACCUAGGCGUUACCUUGGCCAGCCCAUACCAUAGGCUUUCGAUGCCUGGUAUGGUAUGGGCUGGCCAAAUAUUUUGAUAACGGAAAUUGAAUUACCACGCCUAACUCGUGACGAGGUCCUAGAAAGGGGGGUAGGGAGGGAGAACGAUUCCAAUAAUCCUUCUUUAGCGCAUGAUUACAAAACGGAAGACGAAUCAACUACCGAAAUUUCAAAUUUGUAACCACAAUGGCUUUGCGUUGAAAAUCAAUUAGUUAUUCCAGACAAAUAAAUAUUUACGUACAUAUAAAAGUAAAAGAUUGGGUAUACUACAAUAUCUCUCACGUUUGCCACGUCAUAAUUCUAUUUCUUUGCAAUUCAUUAGUAAUUAGUGUACUUUCUAGUUUAAUCUAAAUAAGUAUUUCGUUAUUUUACUAAUUCAUAAUGUAGAUACGAUUUACCUUGUCAAUGUGCAAUUAAUAGUUUAUUCAGGUUAAGGAUAUUCUGUAAGGAGUAUACUUUAUUUACUCUGUAUUUUCCGAGUUCAAAACGGUAGGAACAAGAUUUAUUUAUUGAAAAGUUUCAGUAAACCUUAAUGUGUACCUACUUAACCACACCUAAAUUCGAAUUUUAAAAUGCUUGACAACCUAGUUGUCUAAAUUUUUUAUAGACUAGAUAGUAUGUAUCGUUUAUUUUUUUAAUUUAGUGUGUACUUUUUUGAAAUUGUAUAAGACUUGUUUUAUUUGUUAGAGAAAAUAAAGAAUCGGGAUUUUUCUAAUGUUUACAAA
This is a messenger RNA of Bombyx mori (domestic silkworm), 4232 nucleotides long. RefSeq names its product elongation of very long chain fatty acids protein AAEL008004. Gene Ontology annotation, biological process: fatty acid elongation, saturated fatty acid; sphingolipid biosynthetic process; very long-chain fatty acid biosynthetic process. The record is from RefSeq and is a predicted model, not a curated record. Bases 424 to 1287 code for a protein of 287 amino acids. Gene Ontology annotation, cellular component: endoplasmic reticulum membrane. Gene Ontology annotation, molecular function: fatty acid elongase activity. Lineage: Eukaryota; Metazoa; Arthropoda; Insecta; Lepidoptera; Bombycidae. The transcript has 7 exons.